UUGAAGCCUAUGGGAUGGCUUUAGGGCUCUGCCCCUCGCUUUUGGCUCUCUCUCUCUCUCUUUCUCAUUCUCUCUCGUGCUUUGAUCUCUGCUUAACAACAGUAACGUCACAGGGACUAUACAGGAGAGUUUUGUUGGAAGUUAGAAAGUUUUUCAGCCUCCAGAGGGCUGUAGCGGCAGUAGCAGCAGCAGCAUCCAAGGGACUCCUGGAAGGGGAAGAGAGAGAGCGAGCGAGAGACUGACUCAGUCCUUGAGGAACUGACUCGAGACGAAGGAGGCAGACAUGGAACAUCAGCUGCUGUGCUGCGAGGUGGAGACCAUCCGACGAGCCUACCUGGACGCCAACCUGCUCAAUGACAGGGUGCUGCAGACCAUGCUGAAGGCGGAGGAGACCUGCUCGCCCUCGGUGUCCUACUUCAAGUGCGUGCAGAAGGAAAUCCUGCCAUAUAUGAGGAAAAUAGUCGCCACUUGGAUGCUGGAGGUCUGCGAGGAGCAGAAGUGCGAAGAGGAAGUUUUCCCCUUGGCGAUGAAUUAUUUGGACAGAUUUUUGUCUUUCGAACCCCUCAAGAAAAGCCGGUUGCAAUUGCUCGGAGCUACCUGCAUGUUUGUGGCUUCCAAAAUGAAGGAAACGAUUCCUCUGACCGCGGAAAAACUGUGCAUUUACACCGACAACUCCAUCAGACCCGACGAGUUACUGCAAAUGGAGCUGCUGCUGGUGAAUAAGCUGAAAUGGAAUCUGGCUGCAAUGACCCCCCACGAUUUCAUUGAACAUUUCCUCACUAAAAUGCCUCUGGCAGAGGACACCAAACAGAUCAUCCGUAAACAUGCUCAGACUUUUGUGGCUCUGUGCGCUACAGAUGUUAAAUUUAUUUCAAACCCACCUUCCAUGAUCGCAGCUGGCAGUGUGGUAGCAGCUGUGCAAGGCCUGCAUCUGGGGAACACUAACACUUUCCUCUCCUAUCAAUGCCUCACACAUUUCCUAUCACAAGUUAUCAAAUGUGAUCCGGAUUGUUUACGAGCCUGCCAAGAACAGAUUGAAUCCCUCCUUGAAUCCAGUCUACGCCAGGCACAGCAGCACAACGUAUCUUCAGAAACAAAGACUGUAGAGGACGAAGCAGACCUUUCCUGCACACCCACUGAUGUGCGAGAUGUGAACAUUUAAGAGGACUUCUUCUAGUGGGUUUGCUUGGCAAGAGAAGCAAAGAAAGGGCAUCUGAGAAGGAAUCAGCAUCGGGAUCUCCCCCACAGAAACCCUUUUCUCCAGGACAUUUUUAUACCAGAAGGGAAAACCAGUCUUGUUAUAUUUUACCUUGCUCUGUCUCCCUUCCAUCUGUGACUUCAAACAAACAAAUAAACAAAAAAUACCCCAAAAACUGUCUUAAAAAAGGAAAAAAAAAUAGUAUUUGCAUUGCCCCCAGGGGUUUGUGCUACAAAAAUAGAGGAUUUUAUACAAUAAUAAUCAACUAGUUUUUAUAUUAAAGUGUUCUUGUCUGUAUGUUGUAAAAAUAGGCAUUAACACACAAAAUGUCUCCAGGGGAGGUAUUAGAUUUGAUUUCUUACGUAUAAAAUGAACCAACCAACCAACCAUUUUUAAAGUAGAAGAGGGUUUUUUUAGAUAGUAAAUGAAAUAUUCUUUUGUUUUUGUUUUUGUUUUCUUUAAAAAGCAUAACUUUAACGCAGUUCUAGGCUUUUCUGUAUCUUGCUUGCUUAUGCAUUUAGUCACUUUAUAAUUCAUCUGUAAAUGUUUAUUUUAUUUCCUUAGGUUGUUUUUUUUUUAUCCUCUUCACCUUAUAAAUGGUUAACGUAACCCAUAAGUUAGUGUAUGUUAGUAUACAGCAUUAUUAUAUGUUAAUCUUUUUUUUUUUUUUUUUUUUGUGCCUGUGGAUUGCCUGUGCAUUUGUAGGGUUCCAGCUUAGCGUUGUUGGGAAAGGCCAAUGUACUACUCAUACGAUACUCUAUUAUAAAGAGAAACCGAAAUAGUGACAUAAUAUAUUAUAUUUUUGUAAUCUUCAUAUUUUUGUAGUUACCUGUGUAAAAAUGCUGGUCUGACCCCACAGAUAUUCAGCCUAAUUAUGGUCAGGUUCAAUCCACAGCUUAGUCUUUUUUUUGUUUGUUUGUAAUAUUCUAAAACCAUUCCAUUCAAAGCACUUUCAGUCCAUUAGAUAUAGGAAAUACAUUCUUUUAUUGUGUGGGAAUUGUUUUGUUGGUUUUUUUUGUUUUGUUUUGUUUUUUUGUUUGUUUUUGUUUUAUUUUUUGGUGGGUUUUUUUUGUUGUUUUUUUUUUUUUUUUUUUUUUUUUAAUGGAAUGGUUUGGAAAUAUAUUAAGUGCUUGUUGGCAAACUCAGAAUUGCAAAGCAAGUGCAUUUAACUAUGGUGUUAGAGGAAAGGUGAUUUUUCUUUAUCCGAAGGUUGUGUUCCAGUGAGAGAAAUUGCAUUCACAAAUUGCCAGGAUAUCUUCCUAUCCUUUUCUAUAGAAAAGUUGAAGUUUAGAAAUCCUUUGGUGCCAACACAUGGUUAUGAAUUAGGGGCCUUAAAGGUUCACGUAUAGGACGCAUAGUUUUAAGGACUGUCUCUAGAUGUUUUGCAACUGAAGGUUUUUAAACACUAAAAUAUAUAAUUUAUAGUUAAGGCUAAAAAGAAUAUUUAUUGCAGAGGAUGUUCGUAAGGCCAGUAUGAUUUGUAAAGUAAUGCAAUCGCCCCUUUCUGAAAUAAGAAAAAAAAAGAAUCGUUCUACCCUUGCUGUCACAGUUUUAACGCAGCUUAUGAAAGAAAAAGGACACGCUUCAGAGAACAAACCCAAAACCAAGCAGUCUAUUUGGCCCCUCAGACAUUUUCAAUAGCAAGCUAACCACGAUAAAAAAACGCCAUAGUUAAUAGAUAUGAAAAUUGGAGUACUUGAAAGAAGUUCUUAUUCCAGUAUAUGCCCCAUGGUUGUUGUUUUGUUUUUUUAUUUAGCUACAAAUAGAAAAUUUGCACAUCUUGGCUAUGUAUCUUUUUAUUAUUAUUUUAGGAAGUAGCUGAAGGGACGUGGACAUAGCUGUUGAAGUUGAUGCUCGAGGAGAAUGUGAUGGUGAAAUGUAUGUGAGGAAACUGCCGCUAAGGUGUUGAUUGUAAAAAUCAGACGAAACAAACGCAUUAAAAAAAAGAAAAAAGAAAAAGAAAAAGAAAAAAAAAAAAAAGAAAAAAGGAAAAAAAAGAUAAAAAAAAAAAAAGAGAAAAGGAGUGGAUGCUCCAUUUUUAUUGAGCUGCUAUGGAUAAAUUCCCAGCAUGGUUUGAGAAAAAAAGAAAAAA
This is a messenger RNA of Coturnix japonica (Japanese quail), 3290 nucleotides long. It is a transcript of the gene CCND1, whose product is annotated as cyclin D1. The record is from RefSeq and is a predicted model, not a curated record. NCBI's taxonomy places the organism in Eukaryota, Metazoa, Chordata, Aves, Galliformes, Phasianidae.